This is a messenger RNA of Aspergillus vadensis CBS 113365, 711 nucleotides long. RefSeq lists its product as uncharacterized. NCBI's taxonomy places the organism in Eukaryota, Fungi, Ascomycota, Eurotiomycetes, Eurotiales, Aspergillaceae. The transcript is spliced from 2 exons. The record is from RefSeq and is a predicted model, not a curated record. The coding region runs from base 172 to 570 and encodes 132 amino acids.
GCGUGGUCGGAAGCUUCCGGGAAAUUAAGCCAGAGAGCCACAUGAUCGCGCGGUUAACUCCAGAAGUCAAUGAAGUAGUUACUCUGACUUCCACUCUGACUCCGACACUGAGCGACACGGAUGAACAUCCCUGCUCCUGGAAAGCUCAAUCAGUAACAAUCACGUACGGUAAUGUAUCGCCCGGAGUCUUUGCCUGGUGCGACGGUAAUGUUGUGCAUUUCAACCAUUCCCCGGGGAGGCGCUUUAUUUUCCCCCCCUUCUCUUGCCCAACCGGGAAUAUCCCUCCAUCGAUCUAUCAAUUUUAUUCAUUCAGCGCGCCCGGGCGAACAUCCUUCCCAUCAUUUGUUUUGUUUUGAUUUGGUCUGGCCUGGUCUCGGUCUGGAUCUCACUCAACGCCCACAACCCGCCCGGGCUGCGCUCUGCGCUGCAGGCGCGGGCUCUCGGCUCGCCGCAUGCGUGUGCACCACAGCCCCAGUGACGCCCUGGUGCCCUCACAUGUAUCAUGCGGGAAUAUCUAUGUCUAGUUUUGACUACAUCAUUGUAUGUGCUCUGCUCUGUACGAUUGAAUGACAUCAUGGGCAUAGCAAAGCCACAUUGUAGAGUUUUGUGCGAUGGUGCACAAUGUGCCUUGUUGGGGUAUUGUUGUAUUGUUGGUUGCGUCUAGACUCUGGUGGAUGUUACCUUGGGUUAUCUGCAUGGGGAGGAAUGGAA